GCGGCGAAGCGGGAGGGGUGGUGGCUGGCUGGCGUGGGAUCCUCAGCUAGAGGAGGCUGGAGCCGCGUCUGUUGCGGGCAGAGUGCGGAGGCCUCGCUGUGCUCAGUGCAGGCUCAGAUGAUUGACUUUUAUGCAUGUUCUCCCUUUGGUGGUAUUGUCAACCCAUGUUGAAUGCUGAGAGGGAAUCUUGGAGAUUGCAUAAAUCUUUGUUGAAAACUUGGCUGCAGGCAGCUGAACUGAAAUUAACUGCUGCCUUCUGGCUGUGGAGCACUAUUCUAACGUUCUUGUAUGAUAGUCUGUAGACUAAAUCAUGCCAGCUUUAUCAAAUGGAUCUGGAAGUGACACAGGUCUGUAUGAGCUGCUGGCUGCAUUGCCAGCCCAGCUGCAGCCACAUGUAGACAGCCAGGAAGACCUGACCUUCCUCUGGGAUAUGUUUGGUGAAAAAAGCCUUCAUUCACUAGUAAAGAUUCAUGAGAAACUGCAUUACUUUGAAAAACAGAGCCCUGUACCCAUACUCCAUGGUGCAGCAGCCUUGGCAGAUGAUCUGGCUGAGGAGCUGCAGAGCAAGCCAUUGAACACCGAGAUCGGAGAGCUGUUGAAACUACUGUCGAAACCAAAUAUCAAGGCUUUGCUCUCUGUACAUGAUACUGUUGCUCAGAAGAACUAUGAUCCAGUAUUGCCUCCCAUCCCUGAUGAUAUUGAUGAGGAGGAAGAUUCAGUAAAAAUAAUCAGACUGGUCAAAAAUAGGGAACCACUGGGGGCCACUAUUAAAAGGGAUGAACUUACUGGUGCAAUUGUGGUGGCUAGAAUAAUGCAAGGAGGAGCUGCAGACAGAAGUGGUCUUAUUCACAUUGGUGAUGAACUUAGGGAAGUCAAUGGGAUUCCUGUAGAUGAUAAAAAACCUGAAGAAAUAAUACAAAUUUUGGCUCAGUCUCAAGGAGCAAUUACGUUUAAAAUUAUACCUAGUAUCAAAGAGGAAACAUCCACAAUAGAAGGCAAGAUGUUUAUGAAAUCCCUAUUUGACUAUGAUCCUACUGAGGAUAAAGCAAUUCCUUGUAAAGAAGCUGGGCUUUCUUUCAGAAAAGGAGAUAUCCUUCAGAUCAUGAGCCAAGAUGAUGCAACCUGGUGGCAGGCUAGACAUGAAGGUGAUUCCAAUCCCAGAGCAGGCUUGAUCCCUUCAAAACAUUUCCAGGAGAGGAGAUUUGCAUUGAAAAGACCAGAAGUACAUAUGCAGCAACUGAAAAUUUCCAACAGAAAAUCAUAUGAGGAAAUGGUUGAAUGUGAGGAAAUUGAAGAAGAUGCUGAAUGUGCUGGUUACAACAGUGGAACCUAUAUAGCUGGUUUUAGGAGAAGCUUUCGUCUUAGCAGAAAAGAUAGAAAAACAAAUAAAUCCAUGUAUGAAUGUAAGAAGAGUGAUCAGUAUGAUACAGCAGAUGUCCCAACAUAUGAAGAAGUUGCACCAUAUCGACGACAACCUAAUGAGAAAUACAGGCUUGUAGUUUUGGUCG
Chelonoidis abingdonii (Abingdon island giant tortoise) is the source of this 1508-nucleotide messenger RNA. The record is from RefSeq and is a predicted model, not a curated record. Lineage: Eukaryota; Metazoa; Chordata; Testudines; Testudinidae.